Messenger RNA from Postia placenta MAD-698-R-SB12, 3643 nucleotides. RefSeq lists its product as hypothetical. The transcript is spliced from 31 exons. Gene Ontology annotation, molecular function: P-type sodium:potassium-exchanging transporter activity; ATP hydrolysis activity; ATP binding. Gene Ontology annotation, biological process: potassium ion import across plasma membrane; intracellular potassium ion homeostasis; intracellular sodium ion homeostasis. The record is from RefSeq and is a predicted model, not a curated record. NCBI's taxonomy places the organism in Eukaryota, Fungi, Basidiomycota, Agaricomycetes, Polyporales, Adustoporiaceae. Bases 1 to 3504 code for a protein of 1167 amino acids. Gene Ontology annotation, cellular component: membrane.
AUGGAGAACAGCGAGAAGCUGGUUGGCAGUUCCCCGCCAAUCGUCGAUGAGGAGACUGCCGGCACGCGAGCGGUAGUUUUCCCGGACGACCAUGGCGACAUUCGAGAGGAGAGAAUCCAACACGGAUACCCUCGUCCCAGAGGAGUUGAAAUGAAGCGCGAGAUGACCAAGGAGGACAAGGAGCUCGCCGCUGCUGGGUAUGAGCACCUCGACGAGCAAAAGACAAAGAAUAAGAAAGGUGACAAUAAGUUGGACAAUGUCGACAUUCAAGAGCAUCAUUUGUCGUACAACGAGCUUGGGUCCGCUCUCGAUACUUCUAUGGACACCAAGGACCCUGGCAAUUCGUACGGACUUUCCGCAGACGAAGCAAAGGCGAGAUUGGCCCGUGAUGGACCUAACGUGCUUACUCCUCCCAAGAAGAAGUCACCUUUGCGCAUGUACAUUGAUCUUCUCUUGACGAUGUUCAACAUCCUCUUGAUCUUCGCUGGCAUCCUGGAAUACAUUUUGUUAGGUAUUGACUUCAAGGAUAAUUUCGCCAAUACCUACCUUGGUGGAAUUUUAAUUGCAGUCGCCUUCCUCAACGCCUUCAUCGAAUUCUUCCAGCUGCAGAAAUCUGAGGCUAUUUUGGCGUCCUUCCUGGCGAUGAUACCACCCUCCUGUCGAGUCGUCCGUGAUGGCACCAUCACUUCUGUACCCGCAGCGGAAUUGGUGAAGGGUGAUAUCGUCCUUCUCCGCACCGGUGACAAGACGCCUGCCGAUUUGAUCAUCUUCGCGUCUACCGAUCUCAAAGUUGACAACAGUAACCUGACCGGCGAAUCGGAAGCGGUUGAGCGUUUUGGUCGUCCGGAAGGAAGCAAGUCCCGGCCGGUGGAAGCAGAGAAUCUGGUGUUCAACUCGACUUUGAUCGUCAAUGGCGAAGGCUGGGGAGUCGUUGUGCGCACGGGAGACCAUACCCUGAUUGGUCAAAUCGCGGCUCUCACUGGUGGCGAAUCCGGAAACAAGAGUCCUCUUGCCGUCGAGAUCGCUCGAUUCGUGAUGAUGGUAUCCGCGAUUGCUAUCAUCUUUGCCGUGGUGUUCUUCGUCGUCGGCAUUACAACUGUGUACAAAGGCAAGGGUGCGGAGACGGUGACUUUCGCCGUUUCCAUAUUGGUUGCCUUUGUACCCGAAGGUCUGCCCUCAGUGGUUACCCUUCUAUUAUCUAUUGCGGCGAAACGAAUGGCUGCUCAGAAUGUGCUCGUCAAGGAUUUGCAGGGCGUUGAGACACUUGGUAGGCUCGGUGAAUAUGUCUUAUUCGUGGUCUGCAAUGCACUAUUGACUCCCUUCCAGCUCACACUCCUUGCCACCGAUAAAACCGGUACUUUGACCCGUAACCAAAUGACGGUUACCAAUCUCUGGAACGGCGAGAAGAUGUACACGGCAUUCCAGUCGAAUAAUGACUCCGACUCUGUGGAAGCUUUCUCCAUCAGUGCACCUGGCAUGCGCGAGAUGGUCGACAUCGCUGCCUUAAAUUCUCGAGUCAAGUUCGACAAGAUGGAUGUUCCUUUCGAUCAGCGCACAAUCUUUGGCGACGCCACAGAAACAGGUCUGACGCGUUUUGCUGGACGGUACAUCCAGGACUAUGAUGCAUUACACAAGCAACAUCCCAAAGUGUUUGAAAUCCCCUUCAACUCCUCGAACAAGUGGGCUCUUGUCAUCCUCAACAAACCGCAUACUGCCGGAGAUCUCACUUUGUACAUCAAAGGCGCUCCGGAACGUGUCCUGGAAAAGUGUUCAACUUAUCUCAAGGACGGCAACAUUGAACCCAUCACGGAUGACUUCAAGGAUGCUUAUGAUGACGCUUAUAAUUACAUGGCCUCUCGAGGCCAUCGUGUGAUCGCUUGCGCGCAGAAGCUGCUCCCUUCGGAUCCUUAUGACCUGUCAUAUCCGUUCUCGAAGAAUGAUGGCAAAUACCCCGGCACGGAGUUCUGUUUCUGCGGACUGAUCUCCUUGGAGGACCCACCCAAGCACGGCGUGCGAGAGGCGAUCGGUACUCUCCGUCUAGCUGGCAUCAAGGUGAUGAUGGUGACCGGUGAUCAUCCCAAGACUGCUGAAGCUAUUGCGCGCAAGAUCAAUCUUAUCCUGGGCGACACUAAGGAGACCCUCAGCGCAAAGACUGGACGAUCAAUGGAAGAGAUUUAUGAAGACGAGGUCGACGCGGUUGUUGUCCACGGCGACAGUAUCGAUGGGCUCCAAGGCUGGCAGUGGGACCAAAUAUUCUCCAAAAAUGAGAUUGUAUUUGCGCGUACUUCUCCACAGCACAAACUGGAGAUCGUGAAACGUGCUCAAGCACUUGGCCAUAUCGUCGGUGUCACUGGGGACGGUGUCAAUGAUUCGCCCGCUCUCAAGAAAGCGGAUCUCGGGAUUGCAAUGAACAUUUCCGGGUCGGAUGUGUCCAAAGAGGCAGCGAACAUGAUUCUCCUUGAUGACAACUUCGCCUCGACAGUCAAGGGUGUCGCUGAGGGCCGUCAGAUAUUCGUGAACCUGAAGCGUUCCAUCCAUACGCCGGAAGUUAUCCCGCAACUGCUUUAUGUUGUUGUCCCGAUCCCUCUUCCCUUGUCUGCCAUUCUCAUCCUUGUCAUCGAUCUUGGCUUCGAGCUGUUUGUGGCUCUUUCGUUCGCAUGGGACAAGCCGGAAACAAAAGACGGGCUCAUGCGCAUGGCUCCCCGGAAACCAGUCAACGACCGCUCUAUCAUGUCCCUCAAGCGACGUGCUCUUCGUCGCACGAAGACGCUUCGGCGUGAUACAGAGAUGCAAGAAGCGAUCCCCCCAAGUAAAAUAUCGGCAUGGGCCUCGAAAGCGAAAGCACCCUUCACUCGGGACUUCUGGGAAGAUAACAUGGAGAGGACCGACGAUGAGUCUUUGGUCGACGGCAAGCUUCUGAGUUACUCAUACAUGGAAGCUGGUGUGAUCGAGAUGCUUGGAGCUCUUGUUGCCUACUUUGUUGUCUUUUACAAGAACGGCUUUACGCCAACUGACUUGCGCAUGGCACAAUCAUCCAAAACUACCUACUUCACGAAGUCGAGCCCUGAUUUCACCAAUAGCAGAGGACAGAUAAUCGGCUCCUCCCAGCAGGUAGAGGCUUUCGCGAAAGCUCAGUCUAUUGUCUAUCUUUCCAUCUUUAUCAUUCAGUGCUUCAACGUCUUCGCUGUGAAAGCCAGGUUCUCCUUCCCAUUCGGCAAGGCAGUUGUUGGCAACUACUACAAUUUCGCUGGCAUCUUCGGCGGCGCGUGCCUGGGCAUCUUCAUCAUUUACACGCCGCCCCUUCAUGUUGUGUUUGGGGGCACGUACCACUUGUCACCAUUAUACUGGCUUAUCCCGGUAGCGUUCGGUGUUCUGCUAUUGGUGUGGGCAAGUAUUCGUGUACUGAUCUUGAGGAAGAGCGUCGAGCAGUCGCGGGUCAAGGAUAUCAAGGGUUUGAUGAUGUUCCCGACCAUGCGGACGAUGAGCAUGCGUUCAAAGCACUGAUGUAUGGCUAUUGGACUUUGUUGGACAUCAGUGAUUUGAGACCUACGACUUUAUGACCGUUAGGAAGUUGACAAUACAACGUUAUGCAGCCAAUACUGACAUGUAGCACAAAGUUUCGGUAAUGAAUAUAUACCCUUAC